Zea mays is the source of this 1171-nucleotide messenger RNA. Its product is annotated as protein MAIN-LIKE 1-like. The transcript has 4 exons. Gene Ontology annotation, biological process: meristem maintenance; meristem development. NCBI's taxonomy places the organism in Eukaryota, Viridiplantae, Streptophyta, Magnoliopsida, Poales, Poaceae. Bases 440 to 1171 code for a protein of 243 amino acids. The record is from RefSeq and is a predicted model, not a curated record.
ACAUUUACCUUUUACAAGCUUGUGGCAUGGUUUAAUGAUAGACACACCCACGCAGUUGGAUUGCAGAAUGAGGGAGAGAGAUGGGCUCCAAAGCCUAAGACCUUUCUAGAGAAGGCAAAGGAAAGGGCAAACACACACACUGUUGAUUGUUUUGACUUACAGUCAGGGACAUAUGAGGUAUUCCUUCAAGCUGGUACUACUUCUGACGGCGAGUCACAAGAGUCGAGGAAGCAUGUGGUUGUCCUUAAUGACUUGUCAUGUACUUGUGGCGCACCCAGGCAAUACCAUUUUCCAUGUUCUCAUCUAAUCGCAGCUGUUCGAGCUCGUAACUUUGACUUAGAGAGGAGGAUACCUCAAGAGUUUACUAUUGAUAAACUAGUGUUGACUUGGAGUCCAAGAUUUAUUCCUUAUCGUGACGCGGGUGAGUGGCCUCCGUACGAUGGCCCAAAGUAUGUCGCUGAUCCAAGUAGUCGUUGGACCAAGCGUGGAUCCAGGAAGAGGACGAGGCACAAGAUGGUUAUGGAUCAGGUUGGUGGUAGGAGUAGAAGGGGAAGGAGAACACCAUUUCUUACCGACCCCGAGCAGUAUGAGUGUGGCAAGUGCGGUAGACUUGGUCAUAAUUCACGCACUUGUCGUUGGCAGAUUAGCGAGGAUGGCACAGUUCCACCUCCUCGACCCGUUCUACGACGAGAGCCACCGGGGGCGCCUUCUGUCGGAAGGCCAGGACCUAGCAACGCUUCGUUCUAGGACACACAAUGGGUUCCUAGACAUGGUGUUCGACGACAGGUACACUAAUUACCUCAGACGAGCAGGUCUAGAUGUAAUAUCUUACCAGUUACGACGCGGGUUGCCUACUAUUGAUUCGGCGGCCAUUACUGCACUUGUGGACAGGUGGCGGCCUGAGACACAUAGUUUUCAUCUUCCUUUUGGUGAGAUGACAGUCACAUUAGAGGAUGCACAGAAGAUACUUGGACUCGAUGUUGGUGGCAGAGCAGUGACAGGCCAAUGUGACUCUGACGGUUGGAGGGCUAGAGUUGAGGGCUUUCUUGGUAGGGAGCUUCCUGCUGAGGGCGUUGAAAGGACUGCUGGAGUAGGCAUCACAUGGCUCCGUCAGUCUUUUGGUGUGUGCCCUGCUGAUGCUGAUGAGGCUACAGUCCAGUUCUAUUGUUGA